CACCCAGUAGCUCGACCACCUUUUCAAUGUUUGAGACCUCCUUCUGACGCGAAGGAGAACGGGCGUCCUUCUGGUGUAGACUGGAACUGUUCGCCCGCGGAGGCUGGAAGUUGAACCCUGGUUAACUGUCAGUUUUCAUGCAUGAAGAUAGUAUAAUUUGAUCAUCCCCUCCCAAUGCCCUGUGACAUCAUUUAUGCACCUACGUCCCAUGUCCAAACCACCCAAAACAGCAACAUCAUCUGGGAACCAAACAUUCAAGCACAUGAGCCUGUGGGGGUUGCAGGAAGGCGUGCGAGCAGAUCUAGCUGUCUCCAGUGAAUACAAAAUUUGAGGUGCAGAAGUCUCCCAUGGCUCCUUUUCGCAUCCGCCAGUACCAGGAGAGAGACCGCAAAAAGGUCCUGGAAUUGUUUUCCAAGGGCAUGGAGGAGCACAUCCCCGCCACCUUCUACCACGCACUCAUGCUGCCCAGAACCCUCCUGCUCCUACUUGGGGCACCCCUGGCUCUAGUCCUGCUGUCUGGUUCCUGGCUCCUGGCCAUUCUAUGCACCUUCUGUCUGCUCCUUUCCCUGUGGCUCCUUGCUAGAUACCCCUGGAGGAACUAUGUGGACACAUGUUUGCGCGCAGACAUGGCUGACAUCACCAAGUCCUACCUGAGUGGUCGUGGCUCCUGCUUCUGGGUGGCAGAGUCUGGGGGGCAAGUGGCAGGCAUUGUGGGUGCUCUGCCAGUCAAGGAUCCACCAUUAGGGAGGAAACAGCUGCAGCUCUUUCGCCUGUCUGUGUCCUUGCAUCAUCGAGGACUGGGGAUAGCCAAAGCCCUGGUCAGAACUGUCCUCCAGUUUGCACGGGACCAGGGCUACAGUGAAGUGGUUCUUGACACCACUAUUUUGCAAUAUGGAGCUGUUGGCCUCUAUCAGGGCAUGGGCUUCCAGAAAACAGGAGAGUCCUCUAAUAUCAUGAUGAGACUAUUGGCUAUUUCUAUAAUUCAUUUCAGCUAUCCCCUGUCUUCUCUUCAGGGAGAGAGGCUGUGAUCUGAUGUGUUUGUGAAUUUUUGAGCCACUAUUUCACCCUGUUGUUACAACCAGCAAAACUUCAUAUUUCAGUGGACAAAUCAUAAGAGCCAAUUUUUCAUGCACAUGAGACUUGAGUCUGGCUGAUGGUGAGUUCUGGGCACUGGAAUCCUGCUUCCUUCUGUCUUUGUGAAGUGCCUUUUUGAUUUAUCUAGUGCCAAAAUAAGGGCAGUGAAAACAUAAGAAAAAAAAAAGACACAUUUCUAUACAAGUCUCUGAGCAUCAUUUUCUGCUGGGUUGCUGGGACAUCUCUCAGCAUCCAAUAUCACCUGUGUAAAUGCCGUAAGUUUUCUGAAGUUCCAGGAGUGUAAGUCAGGCAGGGUUCAAGGUCCUUGUAAAGCAACUAAAACAGACACAGAAAAGAACGAAGGUUUGCCUAAGGCACUGAAGGUUUCCUAUGUGGAAAGUUCCAAGACUUGUGUGCAAUGAACCCUGCCCUGAUAGAGACCCUCAUAGUCAGAGAACAAAGAGCACUGUGUGCCCCGUGAGGACAGGCAGAGAAUGUUCAGUUUGCUGUGGAGCCCCCUUCAUGCGGCAGGAGGCAGCUGGUCUUUGAGGCAGCGGGAGCAGGCUUCAUGGCCUAACUUGGAUAUGGUGUUCCUUCAUGGAACAACAAAAUUGCAAAGACCCAGCAUGGAACAUUUUUAUGGGUCCAAGAGGAUAUGAGAUGGGGGAGUGUCCCAGCAAGGUAACCCUUUGGACUCAAGCUGGCCUUUGCUCUAAGACAUAGUAACUCCAGAAACUUAGAUCCCUCAUGCCACAUCAUGCCUGCUUGCAAAUCUCUAGUACAAAACUGAGAUGUGACAUCUGUCUAAACUGAUGUCCUGACUCAAAGCUGACUAACCCUGUGGCCAGUUGACCAACACAUACAAAGUAAUCAAUCCUUUGUGUAAUUCAUUAACCUAUCAAGAACCUCACACAUACAUUCAAACUAACUAGCCCAUCCACCCUGAUUUGACACUUAAUUUACAUCCCCAUUCUUGCUCACUCUCUAUCUACCUCUUUAUCUCUCUCAAAUAAAUAAAACAAUAUUUUUUUUAAAAAGGACACUGCUUAAUCUCUGACAUGGGUUAUAGUUAACUAUUGAUGGUCUGGACUUUCCUACUGGGUUCCCAUAAUACAGAGGUGAAGUCCUUUUCAGAAAGUAAGUAGGGGCACAUGGAUGGUGGUGGGGCUCCUUUUAGACCCUGACAUUGCGUCAUGCUCACAGCUGUCUCCUCUGAGGGCCAGGCGACCCUCUGCUGUCCUGCCAGCUGUGUGCACAGGACC
This is a messenger RNA of Jaculus jaculus (lesser Egyptian jerboa), 2336 nucleotides long. Its product is annotated as N-acetyltransferase 8-like. Gene Ontology annotation, molecular function: N-acetyltransferase activity. The transcript has 3 exons. The record is from RefSeq and is a predicted model, not a curated record. NCBI's taxonomy places the organism in Eukaryota, Metazoa, Chordata, Mammalia, Rodentia, Dipodidae. The coding region runs from base 348 to 1028 and encodes 226 amino acids.